Messenger RNA from Tarenaya hassleriana, 899 nucleotides. RefSeq names its product germin-like protein subfamily 2 member 1. NCBI's taxonomy places the organism in Eukaryota, Viridiplantae, Streptophyta, Magnoliopsida, Brassicales, Cleomaceae. Gene Ontology annotation, molecular function: manganese ion binding. The transcript is spliced from 2 exons. Gene Ontology annotation, cellular component: plasmodesma; cell wall. The coding region runs from base 46 to 699 and encodes 217 amino acids. The record is from RefSeq and is a predicted model, not a curated record. Gene Ontology annotation, biological process: regulation of root development; plasmodesmata-mediated intercellular transport.
CUGUUUCAUCUCUGUCAUCAACUGCUCCUUCCAAGUCAAGCAUCCAUGGCGACGACACCUCCAGCUCUGUUUCUCCUCUGUUUCACUCUCUUCAUCAUCUCCUCCACCUCAGAUCCCGACAUGCUCCAAGAUCUCUGUGUCGCCGAUCUCUCCUCAGGGACCAGAGUGAAUGGCUUCGCUUGCAAGAACCCGAACAACGUUACGGAAUCCGAUUUCUUCUUCGGAGGGCUUGCCAAUCCAGGGCUCACCAACAACACCAUGGGCUCGCUAGUCACUGGAGCCAACGUCGAGAAGAUUCCCGGGCUGAACACGCUCGGCGUCUCGCUCUCGCGCAUUGACUACGCCCCUGGUGGACUCAACCCACCCCACACACACCCACGUGCCACCGAGAUCAUCUUCCUCCUCGAGGGCACCCUUGAGGUAGGGUUCAUAACCACGGGAAACAAGCUAAUCUCUAAAUCCCUCAAGAAAGGCGACGUCUUUGUCUUCCCCAAAGGACUCGUCCACUUCCAGAAGAACAAUGGCGACGUUCCGGCCUCUGUUAUCGCCGCUUUCAACAGCCAGUUGCCCGGGACUCAGUCCCUCGGCGCCACCUUGUUCGGGUCUACCCCAUCUGUUCCAGACAAUGUCCUCUCUCGAGCUUUUCAGAUUUCAACCAAAGAGAUCAAGAAGAUCAAGUCCAGGUUCCAACCAAAGUAACGAUCUUUGAUUCCAGCAGCUACCCAUUUCAUGUUCAAUAAUGUAUGUUUGUAUAAAGAACAGGAACAAGCAUAUUCUGAUGCAUCAUACUCUGCAUAUUUUUGUCCUCUCCUGUGUCCAUUCUGAUGUCUUGGAAGUUGUUCACCUGCAACAUUAUUCUGAUGUUGAUCUGAAACAUUAAUAAACGUAUUUUCAUUAUC